GGCCUGAGCCCUGAGUGAGUGCACCUGCUUGGGGGGAGGUGGGGGAGGGGCGUGCUUAUGCGUCCCUGUGGCUGGGGGAGGGGGGCGGGCACUGCUGAGUGUGUCUUGCGGAACCCAACUGGCCCCUCCCCCACCGAGCCCCCGGUAUUGCGGGGUCUCCUUACCGGUCGCCGGUGGCCCUUUGCACACAUUGGGGGAGGGGGCGGGUUCUGUAGCUUUACACCGUUUGCCUCAGUUAACUCCAGUGCAAAAAGGGGGUGAGAGCAGCCCGUCCCUCCCCCCCACCCCACGUAUCCCUUCUGUAAAGCAGUAAUUCCAGGGCCUGGGAUACAGGAAUCAAUCUCUACAGGCAGCUCUGAGUGCAAACUUUGCCCGGUCCUUCCGUUUCCCUGGAGGGCUGUGGGGGCUGGAGGUUUAUUGACAGGAGGGGGAGGGGGACUGGGGCUCCUAUCCACCUCUGCUCCUUGACUGAUUUCCCUCCUAGUGGUCCUGGGACCUCUGUCAUCAUUUCUGGUGCCUUUGGCAGGUGUGAGUUCCAUGUUACAGGUGGAGAAACUGAGGCUUGGCCAGGGUCACAUUGGCCUUCCAGGGAUUCGGGGGAAGGCUUUGUGAUCUUGACUCUAUGGGGCUCAUGCUCCCUGGGCUACCCUCCCUGCAGGGCAGAAGAUCUUAGUGUCCAGAACUGGGGGUCCUGGGAGGGUCUCCCCGCCCCUACAGGGGACCUCUCUCUGCCUCCUCCUGGGGAGCCGCCUCUCCCCACUUUCCCUGCCCUCAGGACUCUCUCUCUCAUUGUGGGCAGGUCAACAUCCAACCUGGGUAGAGAAUCUUCAGACCCUCUUCUGCACCCCGGCUGGCAGAGGAUCCAAACCCGGAAGCAGAGACAUGGCCGCUGGCAGGGGGAGACCGUCUUCCAAGGAGUUGGUGACAAUCAAGGAUAUUAUUGUGGACUUAACUGAGGAAGAAUGGGAGCUGCUGGACCCUUCUCAGAAGGAGCUGUACAAGGAGGUCACGCUGGAGAAUGUUCAGAAUCUGUUGUCCCUAGAUGUAGAAAUUGGGUUCAAGGUAAAUGAGAUGAGUAAAAGGCUGAGAAUUUUUGUGGAAGAACAUGAUCUGCAAAAGUUUAUGGAUAAUGGUCCCUGUGACUUCUAUUUGAAGAAAAUGCAUGAUUUUAUUCUCGAAGUACAUAGCUAUCCAAAGAGUUAUUGGGAAGUUUGUGAAAUUGGAAGGAGAUUCAAAUGGACUAAUAUCCUAAAUAACUGUAAGAAAAUGACCUCAGGAAGUGAUUAUCUUCAAGGUGGCAAAUACAAGAAAUGCUUCACUGAAGAUGUACAGCCCUGGGUUCCAGGUAAUCAGUGGGACAUAGCUGUGAAGUACAAUUCAGACCUCCGUGGUGAUCAGAAAAGUGAUACCAAAGAAAUGGUUUCAGUAAGUAAUAAUGAUGAGAAUGCUUUCAGUCAUAACCUUAAUUUCAUUACUUAUCAGCAAAUGCAUAUUGGAAAAGAACCUGACGAACAUAAUGUAUGUAAAACAACCUCAUCCUAUCACUCGUCUCCUCUUUACCACCCUGGAAUGAAAAGACAUGGGUAUGAUCAGCGUGGGAAAGCCUUUAAUUGGAAUCUAGCUCUUGCUAGCCCUCAGAAAGCUCAUACUGGAGAGGUGUCUCACAAAUGCAAUGAAUGUGGGAGAAGUUUUUAUUACGGAUCAUUCCUGCUUGAUCAUCAGAGAAUUGACCUUAGAGAGAAGCCUUCUUUAUGUGUUCAGUGUGAGAAUCCUUACGUAUGCAAUCAAUGUGAAAGAACUUUUACAGAUAUCUCCAGUCUAGCAAAACAUAAGAAAACGCACACUGGAGAGAAACCUUAUGAAUGUAAUCAAUGUGGAAAGACUUUUAGAUCAAGCUCCCAUCUUGUUAGACAUCAAGGUAUCCACACUGGAGAGAAACCUUAUAAAUGUAAUUAUUGUGGAAAGACUUUCACGGUGAAGGGCAAUCUUGCUAGACAUCAGGGAAUCCACAUUGGAGAGAAACCUUUUAAAUGUAAUCAGUGUGGAAAGGCUUUCAUAUGUAAUUACAGGCUUGCAGAACAUCAGAGAAUCCACACAUGCAACUCAAAUCUUGCUGCACAUCAGAGAAUCCACACUGGAGAGAAACCUUUUAAAUGUAAUCAGUGUGGAAAGGAUUUCACACACAGUUCCAAUCUUGCUUUACAUCAGAGAAAGCACACUAGAGAAAAACCUUUUAAAUGUAAUCAGUGUGGAAAGGCUUUCAGAUUCUCCUCCAAUCUUUCUAGACAUCAGAGAAUCCACACAGGAGAGAAACCUUUUAAAUGUAACCAGUGUGGAAAGGCUUUCACACAGACUGCCCAUCUGGCUUUACAUGAGAGAAAUCAUACUGGAGAGAAACCUUUUAAAUGUAAUCAUUGUGGAAAGGCUUUCAGAUUCUCCUCCAGUCUUGUUACACAUCAGAGAAUCCAAACUAAAGAGAAACCUUUUAAUUGUAAUCAGUGUGGAAAGGCUUUCAUACAUAAUUACAAACUUGCAGAACAUCAGAGAAUCCACACUGGAGAGAAACCUUUUAAAUGUAAUCAAUGUGGAAAGGCUUUUGUGUCCAGCUCCCAUCUUGCUAGACAUCAGAGAAUCCACACUGGAGAAAAACCUUUUAAAUGUAAUCAAUGUGGAAAGGUUUUUAGAUUCUCAUCCAGUCUUGUUACACAUCAGAGAAUCCACACUGGAGAGAAACCUUUCAAAUGUAAUCAAUGUGGAAAGACUUUCAGAUUCUCCUCUAAUCUUGCUACUCAUCAGAGAAUCCACACAGGAGAGAAACCUUUUAAAUGUAAUCAUUGUGGAAAGGCUUUCACACAGAGUUCCAUUCUUGCUAAACAUCAGAGAAUCCACAUUGGAGAGAAACCUUUUAAAAUGUAAUCAAUGGGGAAAGUUUCAGAUGGAGCUCUCAUUUUGCCAGACCGCAAAGAAUCCACAUUGGAGUGAAACUUUUUUUUUUUGACGAUUGUUGGUUGUUGUUGUUUUUUUUUUCUUCCUAUUUUGGGUAGGAGAGGUUAGCAGUGGGAAGUGUACUAGCCAUAAUAUUGUCCUUCCUCUGAUCCUCUAAUCUAAAACAAUACAGAAGGCAUCAUUACAAUAAUGAUACAUGUAAUAGAACAGAAGGACUGAGAAAGCUUUGAAAAAUGCUUUAUUAAAUUCAUUACUACUCAAAAAAAAUUCAAACUUUGCAAAUUUGUUUCUUGAGAUAUUUU
Molecule: messenger RNA, 3248 nt
Organism: Sarcophilus harrisii (Tasmanian devil)
Lineage: Eukaryota; Metazoa; Chordata; Mammalia; Dasyuromorphia; Dasyuridae
Product: zinc finger protein 883-like
Exons: 5
Coding region: 883-2916 (677 amino acids)
Biological process (GO): regulation of DNA-templated transcription
Source: RefSeq, a predicted model, not a curated record